AUGAGAAUAAAUCCUACUACUUCGGAUCCAGCGGUUUCAAUACGUGAAAAAAACAACCUGGGACGUAUUGCCCAAAUCAUUGGUCCGGUACUGGAUGUAGCCUUCCCCCCGGGCAAGAUGCCUAAUAUUUACAAUGCUCUGGUGGUUAAGGGUCGAGAUACGCUUGGUCAAGAAAUUAAUGUGACUUGUGAAGUACAGCAAUUAUUAGGAAACAACCGAGUUAGAGCUGUAGCUAUGAGCGCGACCGAGGGUUUAAAGAGAGGGAUGGACGUGGUUGAUAUGGGAAAUCCUCUAAGUGUUCCAGUCGGCGGAGCGACUCUAGGACGAAUUUUCAAUGUACUUGGGGAACCUGUUGAUAAUUUAGGUCCUGUCGAUACUAGCACAACAUCUCCUAUCCAUAAAUCCGCGCCUGCUUUUAUACAAUUAGAUACAAAAUUAUCUAUUUUUGAAACAGGAAUUAAAGUAGUAGAUCUUUUGGCCCCUUAUCGUCGUGGGGGGAAAAUCGGACUAUUCGGUGGGGCUGGCGUGGGUAAAACAGUACUAAUUAUGGAAUUGAUCAACAACAUUGCCAAAGCUCAUGGUGGUGUAUCCGUAUUUGGUGGAGUAGGCGAACGAACUCGUGAAGGAAAUGAUCUUUACAAGGAAAUGAAAGAAUCUGGAGUCAUUAAUGAACUAAACCUUGCGGAAUCCAAAGUAGCCCUAGUCUACGGUCAGAUGAAUGAACCGCCGGGAGCUCGUAUGAGAGUUGGUCUGACUGCCUUAACUAUGGCAGAAUAUUUCCGAGAUGUUAAUAAGCAAGACGUACUUCUAUUUAUCGACAAUAUCUUCCGUUUUGUACAAGCAGGAUCCGAGGUAUCCGCUUUAUUGGGUAGAAUGCCUUCUGCUGUGGGUUACCAACCCACCCUUAGUACCGAAAUGGGUACUUUACAAGAAAGAAUUACUUCUACGAAAAAAGGGUCCAUAACCUCUAUUCAAGCAGUUUAUGUACCUGCAGACGAUUUGACUGACCCUGCUCCUGCCACCACAUUUGCACAUUUAGAUGCGACUACCGUACUAUCAAGAGGAUUAGCUGCUAAAGGUAUCUAUCCAGCGGUAGAUCCUUUAGAUUCAACGUCAACUAUGCUACAACCUCGAAUCGUUGGCGAGGAACAUUAUGAAACUGCGCAACAAGUUAAGCAAACUUUACAACGUUACAAGGAGCUUCAGGACAUUAUAGCUAUCCUGGGGUUGGACGAAUUAUCCGAAGAGGAUCGCUUAACCGUCGCAAGAGCACGAAAGAUUGAGCGUUUCUUAUCACAACCUUUUUUCGUAGCAGAAGUAUUUACAGGUUCUCCGGGAAAAUAUGUUGGUCUAGCGGAAACAAUUAGAGGGUUUAAAUUGAUCCUUUCCGGAGAAUUUGAUUCUCUUCCUGAACAGGCCUUUUACUUAGUGGGUAACAUCGAUGAAGCUACUGCGAAGGCUACGAACUUAGAAAUGGAGAAAGUAAAAGAAAUCAUUUUAUCUACUAAUAGUGGACAAAUUGGCGUAUUACCAAAUCACGCGCCGAUUGCCACAGCUGUUGAUAUAGGUAUUUUGAAAAUACGCCUUAAUAACCAAUGGUUAACAAUGGCUCUGAUGGGCGGUUUUGCUAGAAUAGGCAAUAAUGAAAUUACUAUUUUAGUAAAUGAUGCAGAGAAGAAUAGUGACAUUGAUCCACAAGAAGCUCAGCAAACUCUUGAAAUAGCAGAAGCGAACUUGAGAAAAGCUGAAGGCAAGAGACAAACAAUUGAGGCAAAUCUAGCUCUCAGACGGGCUCGGACACGCGUCGAGGCUCUCAAUAUGAUUUGA
Lycium ferocissimum is the source of this 1827-nucleotide messenger RNA. Its product is annotated as ATP synthase subunit beta, chloroplastic. Bases 1 to 1827 code for a protein of 608 amino acids. The record is from RefSeq and is a predicted model, not a curated record. Gene Ontology annotation, cellular component: chloroplast thylakoid membrane. Lineage: Eukaryota; Viridiplantae; Streptophyta; Magnoliopsida; Solanales; Solanaceae. The transcript is spliced from 2 exons. Gene Ontology annotation, biological process: proton motive force-driven mitochondrial ATP synthesis; proton transmembrane transport. Gene Ontology annotation, molecular function: ATP hydrolysis activity; proton-transporting ATP synthase activity, rotational mechanism; ATP binding.